Molecule: messenger RNA, 2505 nt
Organism: Pogona vitticeps (central bearded dragon)
Lineage: Eukaryota; Metazoa; Chordata; Lepidosauria; Squamata; Agamidae
Source: RefSeq, a predicted model, not a curated record
UUUUUCCUAGCAGAUAACAAGAGGAGAACAUGUACCAACUGUGGCAGUGUUUUUACUCACAGAUGUGACCUUCAAAGGCACCAACAAACUCGUGCAGAACAGAUGUGUUCUACCACAGAAAAGCCCUACAAAUGCACUCUGUGUGAGAAAUGUUCUGCCUUAACAACAGUGCCUGGAAAGAAACAUUUUAGAAGUCAAGCAACCAGAAAAUAUCUUGAUUUCAAGUUACCACUUCCAUGCCAGCAGGAUGACUGCAUAAGAGAGAACCCAUGUGAAGAUAACAAUCAACUUUUUGUCUGGAAUUUAAACCCUGUGACUUGCCAGAGACGAGAGAAACCGUACAAAUGCCAGCAGUGUGGGAAAUGUUUUGCUCAAAAGCCAGACCUUCGGAGACAUCAGAAAUUUCACUCAGGAGAGAAACCACACAAAUGCGAGGAGUGCGGAAAAAGUUUUGCUCAAAAGCCAGACCUUAGGAGGUAUCAGAGAAUCCACUCAAAAGAGAAAUUGUGUAAAUGCCAAGAGUUUGGGAAAAGUUUUCCUCAAAACCUUAUGAAGCAUGAGAAAGUUCUUUCAGGUUUAAACUCAUACAAAUGUCAAGAGUGUGGAAAAUAUUUUGCUCAAAUCUCUAACCUUAGGAAGCAUCAGAAUGGCCACUCAAGAUUGAAACCGUACAAAUGUCAGGAGUGUUGGAAAUGUUUCGCUCAUCAUUCACUUCUUUUGAUCCACCAGAGAAUCCAUACAGGAGAAAAACCAUUCAAAUGCCAAGAGUGUGGGAAAUGUUUUACAUGGAACUCAAGCCUUAUGAUCCACCAGAGAAUCCAUACAGGAGAGGGACCAUGCAAAUGCCAGGUGUGUGGGAAAUAUUUUGCCUGGAACUCAGCCCUUAUGAUCCACCAGAGAGUCCACACAGGAGAGAAACCAUUUAAAUGCCAGGUGUGUGGGAAAUGUUUUGCUAACAAUUCAAACCUUCUGGCACACCAGAAACUCCACACAGGAGAAAAACCAUACAAAUGUCCAGAGUGUGGGAAAUGCUUUCCUCUCAAUGCAAACCUACUAAAGCAUCAGAAAGUCCACUCGGCAUUGAAACCUUACAAAUGCCAGGAGUGUGGAAAAUAUUUUGCUCAAAAGCCGUACCUUAGGAGGCAUCAGAGAAUUCACUCAGGAGAGAAACCGUACAAAUGCCAGGAGUGUGGAAAAUCUUUUCUCAGAAAUUCCAUCCUUUUGAUCCACCAGAGAGUCCACACAGGAGAGAAACCAUCCAAAUGCCUGGAGUGUGGGAAAUGUUUUGCUUGGCAUUCAGACUUUCUAAAACACCAGAGAGUCCACACAGGAGAAAAGCCCUAUGAUUGCCAGGAGUGUGGGAAGUGUUUUGUUCAAAAACCAGAUCUUAAAAGGCAUCAGAGAGUGCACUCAGGGGACAAGCCAUGUAAAUGCCAGCAGUGUGGGAAAUGUUUUCCUCACAAUUCAAAUCUUCUGAAGCACCAGAAAGUGCACUCAGGUUUGAAACCAUAUAAAUGCCUGGAAUGUGGAAAGUGUUUUUCUCGAAAUUCAAAUCUUCUGAGGCACCAGAAAGUGCACUCAGGAUUGAAACCAUACAACUGCCAGGAGUGUGGGAAAUGUUUUGCCCAAGAGACAGACCUUAGGAGGCAUCAGAAAGUUCACUCAAGUCUCAAACCAUAUAAAUGUCAGGAAUGUGGGAAAUGUUUUGCUCAAACCUCAGACCUUAGGAGGCAUCAGAGAGUUCACUCAGGGGAAAAACCAUACAAAUGCCUGGAGUGUGGGAAAUAUUUUGCCUGGAAUUCAACCCUUAUGAGCCACAAGAGAGUCCACACAGGAGAGAAACCAUACAGAUGCCAGGAGUGUGGGAAAUAUUUUGCUUGCACUUCACAUCUCAUGACUCAUCAGAGAAUCCACACAGGAGAGAAGCUGUACAAAUGCCAGGAGUGUGGGAAAUGUUUUACUCACAAGUCAAACCUUCUGAAGCACCAGAAACUCCAUUCAGGAGAGAAACCAUACAAAUACCCUUCAGCUGUUUCAGCCAUGUUGCCUGGGGAGAUUGUGGAGGUUAUAGUCUAAAAAACAAACCUCUAUUCAAUUUUUGGAUCUUGGUAAGUAAGAAGAACAGGGAAUGGUACCUCUUCCAUAGGAUGGGAAGGCAAAAAUAGGAUACGACUGGAAGGGAAGCAUAGAGGUGGAAAGGAAGCAUAGACACAGUUAGAAUUGUCCCGGUACAUCCAUUUUAGUCCUAUGCUGGAAACACUAUGAUAGGCACCCUAAUGACAGAUCCAUUUCCUUAUGACUUAAAAGUCCAAGGGAUAGAGAAAAAUCCUCCAGUUUAAAUAGGGACUUUCUGAAGCAUGCCUUCUUGCUAUUCAUGUUUUGUAAACAGUCGCUGUAUCUUGAUGUCUGUGUAUAUGUGUGACUUUUUGUAAUCUCUUUUUCCUUCUACGUCUCUUCAUCUUCCCUUUUUCAAUUACUAUUCUAAAUAAACUUUAUUAAGUGCAA